Physcomitrium patens is the source of this 3571-nucleotide messenger RNA. Its product is annotated as glycine-rich RNA-binding protein RZ1A. Lineage: Eukaryota; Viridiplantae; Streptophyta; Bryopsida; Funariales; Funariaceae. Gene Ontology annotation, molecular function: zinc ion binding; RNA binding. The record is from RefSeq and is a predicted model, not a curated record.
UAGGAGGGAGCAUCCUCUUGGUUUGCUUCUCCGUUUUGCUUGUUCACGGCCCCCGUCUUGUCUCUCCGCCUUCAUCCUCUCCCCGGAUACCUCGCCUCCACGAGGCGGAAGCGCUCGCCACGCCAUUGUCCUUGUUGUGUUUUUCUGUUGCAUCGCUAACUAAUCCACCUCCCUUCCUCGUCACAGCCCAGUCUGUUCCUUUCGCCUCCCCCUCUCCCGCCGCAUCUGGGAGCCUCUGGUCGAGUCGUUUGAAGUUGUAACUGCUGCGAGUAGAGCGGUGCCGCGGAGAUUGUUGGGCUAGUCGUAAGAGAGAAGGAGAGGGACAAAGAGAGAGCGAGCCAUUUGUUAUGGCUGAGGCGGAGGAAUUCCGUUGUUUCGUUGGUGGUUUGUCGUGGAAUACCACGGACAAGGGGCUAGAAGAAGAGUUCCGGCACUUCGGCAACGUCCUUGAGGCCAAGGUUAUUGUUGAUAAAGAAACGGGUCAUUCUCGAGGCUUCGGGUUUGUUAACUUUGGAGAUGAGCGCUCCAUGGAGGAGGCCAUUGAACGGUUGCACGGCAAAGAACUUGACGGUCGUCCCAUUACUGUGAACCGUGCAAAGCCUAAAGGUAGGGACGGUGGAGGUGACCGUGGAUAUGGUGGUGGUGGAGGUGGUGGUAGAGGCGGAGGCGGUGGUGGUGGUGGUGGAGGAGGAGGUGAUUGUUUCAAGUGUGGACAGCCUGGCCAUUGGGCACGCGAAUGCCCAUCUAGUGGAGGUGAUCGCGGUGCGGGUGGCCGGUACUCUGGUCGCGAUCGCUACGAUAGUGGAAGCGAUCGGUAUGGUGGAGGUGAUCGUUAUGGUAGCGGUGGAGGUGGUGGCCGUUAUGGCGGUGGUCGUGGAAGUGAUCGUUACGGUGACCGCUCCGGGGGACCUGACCGUAAGAAUGGGGGACCUUAUAACAGGGAGAGUCGUUCAGAAUACGGUCGUGACAGGGACAGCAACCGGGGCAGUGACCGUUAUGCAGGUGGUGACCGAUAUGCAGGUGGUGGUGGUGGUGGAGGUGCUUCACGUUACGAGGGUAGUACUAGAGAUCGUUCAGGACCCUAUGACCGGCCUAGUGGUGGAUCCCGAGGCCACGAUGAUCGUUAUUGAGGAGAGACUAUUAUGCUGAAGAUGAUACCCCGCUGAAUGGACCACAUUUUAUUUCAGCGGAAACGAAGAAGUCCUUUGGGUUUGACUGCAACCGGCUAUACAUAGAGGUUGAAGGUUUACUUUUGCGAGUGCUAGUUAUGGGAGGAAGUAUGCUGUAUUUCUGACUGUUCUUUUGGUGCGAGUUGAGAAACCAGAACCAGGCAAAGUGAUGAGGAGGAUUGGUUUGACUUGUUGAGCUUGUGGUAGAGAUUGGGAGUCACCAAUGGCGGAAAACAUUACCAGUUACAUUCAGCGUUUUUUUUUGCACGGAUGUGCCGAUUGACCUGGAUGCCUGUUCAUCUGAGAUUUCUUAUUCAAUAUCCCGCAAAGUUUCAAGUUCUCAUUGGCAGUGUGCUCCGUCUGCAUCUGGUCCCAGCUCCCUGUGAUUGGUUCUGCAGCAAUUCAUUAUCUCUGAUAUACCUGGUUUUUUCCUGUGGUCAUGGAGAGUAUUGACGGCCGCUGGGCACUAGGGCAGUGUAAGUUGGAUGGCGGAUAUACAUUGUGGGGAGAAUAUAGAGCCCCAUUCUGACAAAGAGGAAGUAAGAGGCUGGGUUCUGUUCUACAUCUCUGGCCUUCGUAUGUGAUGGAAGGUAUACGUAACGCGGGUGAAAGCUGUCCUCUCGUUCUCUUACAAGUCAUUUUUGCUAGUGUUUCAAUACCUCCAAGGUUUGGAAAUGGGAUUCUCUGUCUGGCAGCUGUUAUUGACCACAAAUCCUUUUGCCACUUGGAACUGGAUUGUUGGUUCUGAUUGAUUGUUUGCAGGGGAGGAAGGUCAGUAUUUCCUUACCUUUGUGUAAUCAAUCUUUUCUUAAAUCAUGAGAGGUAUUCAUUUUGGUUAGACAUGCUUCGUGCUUAUGUAGUUCAAGAUUUUUUUCAUUUUAUUAGUUUAUCUUUCUCUUUACUGAGGUUGUUGCGGGUUGGUUGGAGCCUACAGGGGAUGCAACACACUGGGUCACCCUUUGUAGCAUCCGUUCCUGAAGGAGUUCCACAGUUUUGUUGACGCCGGGUUAGUGAUUUGGUCUAAGGCCGCGUAAGUGUUUGGGGCAUCAGUGUUGGGCAGCAUGGAGACUAGUGGUUGUAUCGCGGAGAAAUGACCAGGAUUUUAUAGAAGGUGUCAUCAUCUAAGAGAGGCGUGUGUUCGUACUGUUUGGAUGUUGGACCCAUACUUGCGACAAGUCUACAACUGUCAAAAGCGCAGUUCGUAUGCGUUCCUUAAUCUGGUGAACUUCCGUUCAGUCUAUCGAUGAAUGGAGGUGUCACCAAUGCUGCUGAGCGCAUAAUUAGCCAAGGAUACAAAGGUGUACAUCCUGAAGCUGGCCAUUCCAUUGUUGACUUCGCGACAUGUUCUGUCCAGCGUUCAGUUGUUACCCGUCCAUACCCGCUCACUGGUCUGGUGAUCUUGGGCUCAGUUGUUCCACACACGGAGGUGUCACCUGUACUGCGAUCCGUUUAAGUAGCCAAGGAUUGCAAAAGACUUCCUCAAGAAUUCGGCCGCUUUGUUGUGUAUUUUCGACUUAAUCUGGAGUUGAGCUUUCGGCAGAAUCGGAGCUUCUCAUCUUAUUGAUUCUGAAGCAGUUCACAAUCCUAGGCAAUCUGGUUGCAUGUGCAUUGUUGGAAUCCAUCGUGUUUGGAAUUGGGAGAUUUUUGCUUCUUGGGAGUUGGAGAUGAAGUAAUAAGUGUUAUGAACUGACGACGUGGCCUCACCACCGGACUGGGUGUUAUGCACACUUGAGAAGCUACAAGUGCCUUGGGAUGAUCACAUGUUUACAGUUUGUAACGAGAUGGAGUCGCAGUUAGCCUGACAACUGAAUAAUCAUCUCUGAAUGAAAGCUGCUCUGAAGGAGAUUGUUGUUGAGGUUGCUGAGUUUUUAAUAACGAUAAGUCCUGCAUCAGCAUCAGCAUAAACCGUAUGACAUGGUGAGGGAGGGUAGUAUUUCUUUCAGCCACGCUGCUCUGAAGCGUUACAAAUUGCUUUGCUGCUUCUGGUUCUAUCUAUUACUGACAACUUCUGUUGUGUCUUGAGUUGUGUAUUUUCUAUGCCGUACCUUUCUAUUGCCAUCUGUGGUGCCGUGCAGGUUUCAUUACGUUUGGGAUUCUAAAGAACAUAAUGGAGCGGGAAGGAAGUUCGAGUUCGAAUUCAUGACAAGGUUCAAUGCAAGUCUCAUUCUUUUGGACUUGAAAUGAGGAUGAACAUUUAAUUUUGGCUUCAAGUCAUAGUUCUACAGUUGUAGUGGGAGAUUUCCAGGAGUGUUUAACUGUGGAAGUUGGAUUCUAGUAUUAGACUUCACCAGUGGUUUUUAUUUCAAAGUACGGAAAUAUUGUACCGCUUAUCUGUUUUGUUCAAGUUUCAGGCCAUGUAAUGUAGCGAAGUUUCAAUGAUGAUCGAGCCGAACUCAAAAGUC